AUGUCCGACUGGGAGGACGCGACACGGUGCACCCCGGCAGCAGAGUGCAGUCCUCCACCAUUGAACACGGCUCCCCUCGCGGCGUCUCCAGACGCUCCAGACUUAUACCACGUCGACCCCACUAAUAGCCCCGCGAAACUCGCCGUGGCUCCUUCACCUCCCACCACGCUGUCCUCAGCCUUUAAAGCCUGGCGCUUCUUCAGCGCCAGAGCUGAUGAUGAUCCCGACCUCGACCCCUCCAUCACGACUGCGUCUCCCUUCCCAGCUGCGGUAGACGACCAUCACCGGAGACAGAAGACACAGAAGACGCCCAGCAUCGUGGCAGUUCACCGCCCGACCCUCACUUUCAUACACGUCUUCUCCGUGACCUUCCUGAUCCUGGUCUUGGUCGCACAGCUCUUCCUAACCGACGUCAAGUUCCAGUACUCCAGGAUAUUCACUUCGCAUCCAUUCUCUCGAACCGUCUCCUCUCCGCCAGCUUUUGUCCUUGACGACUCUGUCUGCGAGAGUCCUCAACCCUUCCCCACCGCACCGCCCGUGUCAAGAGCACCCGCAAUGGAGAGCCCCUUGGUUCAGGAGACGAAGCGCAUCGUCGCCCAGUUCGACUACACGGGCACUGAUGUCAACAAUGGCGUCAAGGAGUUUCUGCGACAGAUGAACGAGGGGUUGCAGAAGGAUGGCACAAGUAUGAGCCAGAUCCCGACGUACGUCACUGGUGUUCCAAACGGCACCGAAAAGGGGCUGUACUUGGCUGUUGAUCUUGGAGGCACAAACUUCCGUGUCUGCUCCAUACACCUCAAUGGCGACACCACUUUCAACCUUACCUACAGCAAAGUUGCGAUUCCCAAGGAGUUGAUGGUUGCCAAAACAGCACAGGAGCUCUUUGCCUUCUUGGCAAAGCAGAUCGAACAGUUUCUCAAAACCCACCACGAAGACCACUUCGAAGCCCAUAUCCGACGGCGGAACACCAUAAGCACUCCCGAUGGCUUCCGAGACGAGCAUAUCUUCCGACUCGGUUUCACAUUCAGCUUUCCUGUUCAGCAGUUCGGCAUCAACAAGGGCACCCUGAUAAGAUGGACGAAGGGCUUCGAUAUUCCUGAUGCGGUUGGAAAAGACGUGUGUGCCUUGCUGCAGCAAGAGAUCGACUUGCUUCACCUUCCUGUCAAGGUUGCGGCUCUGGUCAACGACACGGUCGGUACUCUGAUGGCUCGCUCAUAUACCUCGCCGGGCAAGACUUCAACCCUUCUGGGAGCCAUAUUCGGGACGGGUACCAACGGUGCCUACGUCGAAAAGGUGGUAAACAUACAAAAGUCUGUGGAUGGCGAGUACGACAAGUCGACUGGUGAUAUGGUUAUCAACACCGAGUGGGGUUCCUUCGAUAACCAACUGAACGUGCUGCCUAACACCUCGUACGACAUAGAGCUGGACAAGAAGAGCGUCAACCCCGGCAUUCAGAUGUUUGAGAAGCGGGUAUCUGGCAUGUUCCUGGGCGAGAUCGUUCGUCUGGUCCUUGUCGAUAUGGUGAAGAACCCCAAUAUCGCUCUUUUCAAGGAUGACAACUCGAGCACGAAUGACUGGAGAUCCACGACAAAUAUCGGUUCCGGCUCGAGCCUACAUAAGCAGUGGGGUCUCGACAGCUCUCUGAUGUCGAUCGCCGUGGCCGACAACACACCGGAGCACUCGACUCUCCGCAUGCAACUUGAGAAGGAGCUCCAGGUAGACUCGGCCUCGUUUGAGGACACGCAGGCAUUCAAGGAGAUAUCCUAUGCCGUUGGCCGUCGUGCUGCCAGACUCGCUGCUGUAGCACUCGGUGCUACUGUUUUACAAAGCGGCAAGCUCAGCGAGGCUUCGGACGAGCCAAUUGACAUCGGCGUGGACGGUAGCCUUGUGGAGCACUACCCUUUCUUCAGGGACAUGAUCUACGAGGCCCUUGCUGCAAUUGAUGGCAUCGGACCUGCUGGAGCGCAGAGGAUCCGUAUUGGCAUCGCCAAAGACGGCAGCGGUGUAGGCGCAGCCCUCAUCGCGCUGGUUGCCGCAGGCAUGGAGAAGAAGGGCCCAGUAGACUACCUCAACGCUGUGAGGAACAAUGCUGCCCAGAAGCUCGCGGGUGUCUUGCCGACGGUUGGAGAGACGACGACGCUGUCAUAG
Molecule: messenger RNA, 2148 nt
Organism: Anthostomella pinea
Lineage: Eukaryota; Fungi; Ascomycota; Sordariomycetes; Xylariales; Xylariaceae
Source: the annotation of a GenBank genome assembly